This is a messenger RNA of Dentiscutata erythropus, 774 nucleotides long. The record is from the annotation of a GenBank genome assembly. NCBI's taxonomy places the organism in Eukaryota, Fungi, Glomeromycota, Glomeromycetes, Diversisporales, Gigasporaceae.
AUGCUUCACAAAAAAUCAUCAACACGAAAAAUGCCUUAUAAUAAGAAAAAAAAGAAUGAUAAAUCUUCAACAUGGACAGUCCAAGCCCCUAAAACCAGACAACAAAAAAUAGAUGAGAGGUUAAAUAAAACCUUCGUGAUUAAAAGAAUUGAUAGUCAUUUGUCGUACCUUGGCAGAGAAAAAAAAAGAGCACCAGUCGAAGACAGAUAUAUUUACGAUAAUGAAAUUAGUUGGUACGAUCGUUGGAAACAAGAUAUCAAAGCAAUGCCCCAGGAAGAUCCCUUAAUAUUCAAAGAAAUUUUUUUCCAAAAUAAACAGCUGAGACAAGAAAUCAGUAUAAAAAAAGCUAGAAUUAAUGAGUUAGAAGAUCGGAUCGAACAAGUAAAAAGCGAAAAGAAUCGAGAGAUUGAAGAGUUGAAUAUUAAGAUGCAGAUAGAUGCUGAAGAAGCUGUAAAUCGGCAUAAAGAAGAGCUUGAUAAAAAAGAAGCGGAACUCCAAAAUAUAAAAAACUUAUACAUCGAAAAACAUCACGACCUUGAAAGAGAAAACAACGAAUUAAAAAAAAAAAUAGAAAAAUUGGAGAUCGAUCUCGAACGCUCACUAAGAAUAAAUGGUCGAAAUGUUAAUACGCAAUACCAAAAUCUUCGUGAAAGAACGACUGCUUAUCAAAUUAUGUUAAACAAACAAGGCAUUAAGACAACUCCCGUAUUUGAAAGAGCAGAAUCCGAAGAUAUGUCACUUUAUUUUUAUGAAGACGAAAACAAUGAUAAUUAA